CCCAAGCUUUGAUUCUAGGCCUAACAAGCUACUAAAAACUGCUGCUGAAUUAAUGAACUGAAACACUAAGCUAGAACUGCUCCUUAUAUCAUAUUGGAUUCUAGUAAAGAGGUCAAAGAAAAGCUCUAGUCAUGCUAGUUUUGUAUGAUCCCAAGUCAAGAUCAACUGCCAACUUUUGCAAACGUUAUAAAGACUCUUCUAAUAUGUGUCACAUACUGAAUGGUUGAACUAUAAUUUUUAUCGAAAGUUUAUUUAUUUCAUACAGUGAUAUUAUUAUUAUAUUAUGAUAGAUCAUUGGAAGAGUUUACCUUAUCUAUGUUCUAAAAAAAAAAUCUAUGUUCUAAUUUUUGUAUAAAGUUUGUUCUAAAAUUGUCACAAAAAAAAAAAGUUUGUUCUAAAAACUUGUAGUUGCAUUAAAUCAGUAUACAGUAUUAGCUUUGGGUAUCCUUGAAACCAGGAUAACUGAUAUUUUUAUAUUAUAAGAACUACAUUUUCAUAAAGUCAAAGCUAUAUAGAUAUGAAUUUUAAAAACAAAUAGAAAAAUGUAGAAUGAGGGUGUGUUAUUCAAGAGCUAAGUCGGCCGCAACAUAAAUUGAUAACAUUAACAGUACUAAAAGAAUAUCCAACUAAAUGAACUAAUAAUAUAACUCCGCCCUUGAUGUAAAAACCCCAUAAAUUAGUUUUAUUCCUAUAUAAGUCAAUCUACACCGAUUUUUGUUUCUUCUUUGUUUAGGGUCGUCACGUAAUUUAGAAUGAAACAUACUAUUGAAAAAACAACUAAUUUAUCAUAAACCUCAUCUUUAUAUUUAAUAUUUAUUUUUCAAAUACUUCAAUAUAUCCUAGUUAGCUUUAGUCUACAUACAAUUGUAUAUUGGGCAAAAAGGAAAGGAAAUAUAUAUUGGAAGAAAAUCAUACUUUUUUAGCAAAAAAAAAAGAAAAAUCAUACUUGUAUGGUUAAAACAUCUAUCCUUUACCGAGCGAAACAUUAAGUGGUAUUAAGUGGUAACCAUAAUCGAACAUGGCAGCCACUUCUAGUUGACAUCCUCAAACAGCAUUUGUCAUAAUUAAUUAUACGCUAAUAUAAACAUAUAAAUAAUCACCCCCCUUCAAGUCAUAUUUCUUCCAUCAUCCAAAAGAAAAUUGUUGGAGCCACUCCACAAGAAGAAAGAUGGCGAUCACAACCUCAACCCGAGCCAUUGUUUUCGCUAUUGCCAUUCUCUUGGUCGCCAUCCAAACCGUUCACGCAGACUAUUACCGGCCACGACUACCUACACUUAUGAGCCCUCCUCCAUACGGCGCGGAGCCCAAGCCGCUCCCAACUCCCAGCCCCAAACCUAUCCUCUACCAUCCUCCUCCCACCUCCCACUACCAGCCACCCACGGGGUCGUUUGAAGAUCAGUUCCUUGCUCCGCAUAAUUCUGUUCGGACCAGCUUAGGUCUGUCUCCAUUAGUUUGGGACGGCAGGAUCGCGAGCUACGCAACUUGGUGGGCUAACCAGAGGCGGUAUGACUGCUCCCUAACCCACUCAACUGGUCCAUACGGUGAGAACUUGUUUUGGGGAAGUGGCUCAGACUGGACACCAACUUUCGCAGUGGAGUCAUGGACCGUGGAGGCCAAGUCCUACAACCACAUGACCAACUCGUGUGAAGGCGGUAUGUGCGGUCACUACACUCAGAUCGUAUGGCGUGACACCAAACGGAUAGGUUGCGCUCGCGUUGUCUGCGAGAACGGUGCAGGAGUUUUCAUCACUUGCAACUACGACCCACCGGGUAACUACGUUGGAGAGAAUCCUUACUAACUUUGUCUAACACUUGGUUUUGUAAUUAAGUCGUUGGUGAAUUCUUAAUCUAUGUGUUUUAAUCUUCGUGGCUUUUAUAUUUCCUUGUGACUUGUGAGCUAAGUAUUGCAUGGGUUUUAUGUUGGUGGUGUUACGAGCAGUUUGUUGUUUGUAUUGUACUUUUCAUUUUUGUAAUGGCUAUGUCAACAAAUGAAAAAAAAAAUUAACGGUGCACAGAGACACAGGGACAUUCCAUAGUUCCAUACUUCCAUUAAAUUUCCUAGAUCAUAUACUACUAAAUACAAGUUAUUGGCCUAUGUAAAUCAUCCCAAUAUAGAACGUGUCACUCAUUCUCGGAUAAAUUGUCUGUAGCUAGGGUAAUAAACCAAACGAAGAUAACUAACUAUGUUAUUGAAAGAUUUGAUUAUUUAUUGAUUUCAAAUAAAGAGUACUUGUGUUUAUUAUAUUAGCUACUAGGUGUUUUAUCAGCACAUGAUAAUUUUCUUAUGAAUACUUAUCACUUUAUUUUUUUAUUAGUUCAAAAAUUCGUAUAAUAAAUUAUAAUUGUAUUCUCAAAAUAUUUAAAUCAAACAACAAAUUAUUUAUAUAUGACAAAGUUAUUCAUCAAAAAAUAUAUAUAUAUCCUUAUUAUUGUUCUGAACUAUUAUAAAUAUCACAUUUUAUAAAUAUUUUAGAAAAUAUAUUUAUACAAAAAAAUUUUGAUUGAUUAGUAUUUAAUUAUAAAUUAUUUUAUAUUUUAAUUUUUUAUCUUUAUAAUAGAAAAUAUUAAUUCCAUGUAAUAACACAAUAUAUAUAAAAAAUACCUUGUUUUAAAUACGUUUUCUUUUUGAAAAUUUAUUAUAUUAAUUUACAAUCAAUUUUCUAAUAUAUUAUAUAAAUCUAAUAAUAAUAUGUAAAUUUUAUUUUUAAUUAUAUAGCAAAUUAUAUAUUUUCAGUGAGGAUAUUAUUGACUUUAACCGCUAUGACUUUUAACGUAAGAGUUCAUAAACCAAAAAUCACUUCUCAAAUAAUAUGAUAAAUAGAUAUGCUUGAUAAAUGAACCAAAAGAAUAGUCCAGUUUGUGUUGCAUGAAGCUUUUAUAAGAGAUAUACUUAAUUAUAGAUAUACUGUAUAUGGAUUUUAAACACAAACAUUUGUUUGCGUUCGGAAUUUAAAAAGAAAAACAUAUUAUCUUUUAUAAUUGGACGGAUAUAUAUAGAUGAAUAACCGUAAUGCAAUUACAACCAUCAAGUGAAAUAAUCACGUAUAAA
Molecule: messenger RNA, 3048 nt
Organism: Brassica rapa (field mustard)
Lineage: Eukaryota; Viridiplantae; Streptophyta; Magnoliopsida; Brassicales; Brassicaceae
Product: pathogenesis-related protein PR-1
Cellular component (GO): extracellular region
Source: RefSeq, a predicted model, not a curated record